GGUCGGUGGCUCCCUUCCAGGAAGUCAAAGAAAGAAAGAGACCAACUCCAGGCGCAGCAGCAGCCUCGCCAAGGGCUCUCUUUGUUGCGCCUCGCGGUGCGCCAUGGCCAGCUCCAAGCGGCAGAGGAACGCCAACCACUCCUCAGUGCAGGCAGUAAUGAGAAUGUGCACCUGAGCCCUGGGUGAAAUGAGUGGCGCCUGGAAACCCCACCCGUCCCCACAGUGUCUGUGCCAUUUGCCUUCCACCGAAAGAGGAGAAAUCCAUGUGGAUAGCAAGGAUGUGUUGCAACUCAAAGAUGGAGAGCAAAACCUCACAGAGACAGAUGCCAUGGAAGAAAGAAGGAACCAUCUCUUUGAUCCAGCGGCAGAAUACAAAAUGAGCCACAAAAGAAGAGGACUUGCUCUUAUCUUCAAUCAUGAGCAUUUUUUCUGGCACUUAAUGUUACCAGAAAGACGUGGCACCCAAGCUGAUAAAGAGAACCUAAAACGUGGCUUGACUGACCUUGGAUUUGAAGUGAAGUGUUUUGAUGAUUUGAAAGCUGAAGAAGUAUUACAAAACAUUUACAAUGUGUCCACAGAUGAACAUGAUGAUGCAGACUGCUUUCUUUGCGUUUUCCUGAGCCACGGAGAAGAUGACCAUGUUUAUGCCUAUGAUGCAAAAAUAGAGAUAAAGUCGUUGACCAACAUGUUCAAAGGAGAUAAAUGCCCAAGCCUAGUAGGGAAGCCAAAAAUAUUUGUAAUUCAGGCAUGUAGAGGAGAUAAGCAUGAUGACCCAGUUAUUGCUCGCGAUACGGUGGAUAGCAAAAAAGAAUUGGAUAUCAAUGAAACAGAAGUUGAUACUGCUGCGGUGUAUACAUUACCUGCUGGUGCAGACUUCCUCAUGUGUUACUCUGUAGCAGAAGGGUAUUAUUCACACCGGGAGACUAUAAAUGGUUCCUGGUACAUUCAAGACCUGUGUGAGAUGCUCAAACGACAUGGUUCUUCCCUGGAAUUCACCGAUUUACUGACACUGGUCAACAGGAAAGUGUCUCACCGCGAAGUGGAUGUGUGCAAAGAUCGUAAGGCUCUAGGGAAAAAACAGAUCCCUUGCUUUGCUUCAAUGUUAACUAAGAAGUUGUAUUUCCGCCCCAAAUUUAAGUAGCUUAAUGACCCAAUAAGAACUUGGUCUAGUUUUUUAACUGGCUUCUUUUCUCUGUAAAGGACUUAUCCAGUCAAAUACACAACACACUUGAAUUAUAUAGAUUUAGGCUGCAAUUCUGUAUCAAUUUAUCUAGAAAUGUCUCAUUAAGCUCAGGUGGGUCUCGGUGCUACAUAUGUUCAGUUAAUGAGUACAGCUUUAUUUAUCUCUAAUCACUGUACAUAUUUGGUCAAUUUGGAUUGUUUCUAAUAUGGAAACAUUUAUGGCUGAUACAAGCAGUAAGUUACAAAACGUGAUCAUAAUUUUUAAAUGUUCUCAAUAUUAGAAGUUGCAAAAUUUGAAAGAAUUUUAUCAACAAAACUACCACUACAAAUUCAAAAUAAAAAUUUCAUUGGUAGGCAUUCCACAAAAUUUAGUAUCUGUUGCAAUUGUUUGAUCAGAAAUUAACAUUUGUGCUAACCAUAAGAUGGUUUUGAAAAUUAAAUCACUUGAGUAAUAAAAGAGCAGCUGUUUUGACCAACUACUUUGCACUGAAUUACUGUUUGUAUCACAUUUUGUAACUGAGCUUUUGUAAUUUUAAACAUUUUGGAAGCUCUGUUUAUACAGGCUAAUUUGUAUAUUAGGGAUCACUUUCCUUAUUUUGUUGUACUGUAUGGACCUGCUCCUAUAUUUUACCUUCAACAAGUGCCACCUAAAUACGAUCAGAGAUUUAAUUAUGCAGUUAGUGUGGCUACUGGGAGAUUUUGUCAUCCCAUUUCUCACUUGUUCAGCUUACCAAAAGGAGCACCAACCAUUUUUAAGAAAUGCUUGGAGAUGCAGGUCUUCCAGGACCUAGCUUCUCAUUCCAAUUCUGGAGAGGAUCAUGUCGGCACAGUUGUGUCCCACAAAUUUUGGUAUUUUUUAAAAAAAUAAUCUGAUUUCUUUUUUGUAUAUGGUACAUGUUUAUAAAUGACCGCUGUCUGUGAAGUAGUCCGUGUAUGUGUAGAUUAUCAGAUAUUUCCAAGGGACAUUUUUUGUGUAAGACUUCCAUUUAAAAAAAAUGCCUCCAAAACUAUAAUGUCUUUUUAUUUUCCUUAUGAAAAUUACAUUCAAAUAGAGUAAGUCUCAGAGUAAAAUAAACAAAAACAAAACA
Molecule: messenger RNA, 2270 nt
Organism: Anolis carolinensis (green anole)
Lineage: Eukaryota; Metazoa; Chordata; Lepidosauria; Squamata; Anolidae
Gene: casp6
Product: caspase 6
Exons: 9
Coding region: 188-1141 (317 amino acids)
Biological process (GO): positive regulation of neuron apoptotic process; apoptotic process
Cellular component (GO): cytoplasm
Source: RefSeq, a predicted model, not a curated record